Penicillium lagena is the source of this 1821-nucleotide messenger RNA. RefSeq lists its product as uncharacterized. Bases 1 to 1821 code for a protein of 606 amino acids. NCBI's taxonomy places the organism in Eukaryota, Fungi, Ascomycota, Eurotiomycetes, Eurotiales, Aspergillaceae. The transcript has a single exon. The record is from RefSeq and is a predicted model, not a curated record. Gene Ontology annotation, molecular function: hydrolase activity, hydrolyzing O-glycosyl compounds.
AUGGUCCUGAGUCUUCUGGCCGUGACAAGCCUGGUGGCUACCGUAAUGGGGCGUCAGGUCUCCGUCUCGGUUGACGCCUCCUUCAGUCUGGGCACUUGGACUCCUAUCCACCGCUUCUACGGUUGCGAUGAGCCCAACUACGCCUACUACCCUCAUGGUUCUGCACUUCUCAAAGAGCUUGGUGACCUUGGCAAGGAUCAAACCUUUUUCCGGACUCAUAACCUCCUAACGACUGGCGAGCCCGGCCUCGUCGGCGUUCCAGGCCUGAAGUGGGGAAGCACCAACGCUUACACGUUGGAUGACAACGGUAAUCCCAUCUAUAACUUCACCAUUAUCGACGAGAUCUUUGACCACUACCUGGCUGCCAACGUCAAGCCAUAUCUUGAGCUUGGUUUCUCUCCUAAAGCGCUGGCAGUCGACCCUAACCCCUACUUCUUCAACUUCAACCCUGCUUCUGGUCCCGACAGUAUCUACACCGGAUGGUCGCAUCCCCCUAAAAGCUAUGAGCGCUGGGGUGAACUGAUAUACAAGCUAGUCAAGCACCUUGUCGGUCGCUAUGGCGCGAACGAGGUCAAUAAAUGGUACUUCGAGGUUUGGAACGAGCCAAAUAUUCAAUGUACGUUUGUGUGGCAAGUCCUCUCUCUUCCCUUCUCUAUCCCCAUGAACCAGUCAAGUGGGCCUACUGACCCGAGAACAGACUGGAACGGCACGACCCAGGGAUUCUACAAGCUUCACGAUUAUGCAGUCAACUCGGUCCUCAAAGCUCUGCCCACCGCUCGCAUCGGUGGCCCCGAGGUUGCUGGUGGUGCUGCCGGAUCCUAUCUCAGCGACUUCCUUGAGCAUUGCGCUAACGGCACCAAUUAUGCAACCGGCAGCAAGGGAACGGCCCUUGAUUUCGUCUCAUUCCACGCCAAAGGCUCGCCUCUCUUCAUCAAUCUCACCGGCAGUGACGGCUAUAUCCAGAUGAACAUGUCUCCCCAGCUGCAACAGAUCGACGAGGCCUUCGGCGUCGUUGCAUCCUUCCCUCAAUACAAAGCCAAGCCCAUCUUCAUGAGCGAAUAUGAUCCCGACGGCUGUGCGGCGUGCACUUCGGCCGCCUAUGGUUACCGGAACGGCCUUCUUUACGGCGCCUACUCCGCCGCAUCCUUCACCCGCGCCAUGGACCUGGCUGCCAGUCGUGGCGUCAAUCUCCAGGGAGCGCUGACCUGGGCCUUUGAGUAUGAGAAGAACGCUAUUCUACCCAAUGAGACGGGCUACUUCGACGGCUUUCGGGUAUUGAGCACCCAGGGCAUCGACAAGCCGGUUCUCAACUUCCACCGCAUGUGGAGUAUGCUGAGCGGCGACCGCAUCAAGGCCGAGAGCUCUGGGCAGGUCCCUCUGGACGUGGUGCUCAAGGACGGCAUCAAGGGCAAACGGACCGACGUCGGCUCCCUCGCCACUUUUGACAAGGAUGCGCAGGCGCUCUAUGUGUUUGUGUGGCACUACCACGACAACAAUCUGAACUUCCCCGAUGCCAAGGUCUCUGUGGAUGUCGAGGGUCUCCCUGCCAACUUCGCGAACAACAACCAGGGCAAGGUGACAGCAACCCACUACCGCGUGGAUGACGACCACAGCAAUUCUUACGCCAAGUGGGUCUCCAUGGGCUCUCCCCAGAAACCGACUUCAAAGCAGUACAACGAGUUAGUCAAAGCCGGCAAGCUCAUGACGCUCGGUGCCCCCAAGUCCAUGAACGUGUCGAAGAAAGGCAAGCUGUCUGUCGAUUUUUCGCUGCCCAUCCGAGCCCUGUCGCUGCUCGUGUUCGAGAAGAGCUCUGAUUCCUAG